AUAUUUGCCAUUCCUCAAGUGAUUACAUCUCACCGCCCUAACAAAUUUUCUGCCUUGUGAUCUGCCGUUAGUGUACUAAUCAUGCGUAUUGCCAAUUAUUUCCGUUCUGUUAGCUAGUUAGGCGGCUCUAUUUGUACGCAUCGGAGUGGUUUCCGAGCGAUGGAGGACAUCUUCUCUGCUUCGCGUGAAGGCAACCUUCGAUUUGUGAAGACAUGGCUCGAAAACACUUCGAACGAUUUGAAUCAAGGGGAUGAUCAUGGUUUCACUCCCUUGUUAUGGUCAGCAAGAGAAGGCCAAACCGCAGUAUUUGAUCUACUUUUGUCAAGAGGAGCGCGCAUCACUGCUUUAAACGAUGGCGGUGAUAAUGGCCUUCAUUUGGCGGCCAGCAAAAGCAACAAGGAAAUUAUACAAAGGCUUUUGAAAAAUAAAUGUCCUGUUAAUGGUGUCAAUAAUCAUGGAAACACGCCGCUCCAUUAUGCAUGCUUCUGGAAUUCCGAAGAAUGUGCAGAGGAGCUAGUCAAAAGAGGUGCUUUGGUCUCACAGUGCAAUAAGUAUGGGGAGACACCACUUGACAAAUGUAAACCUUUCCUGGCAGAAAUUUUAAGAGACUUAGCAGCUCAACUUGGACAAGAUCUCAAAAGAAUUCCUUACAAAGAUAGCCGUUCAAAGCAUGGAAAAAAAGAUGAUUUACGGGACAUUAAGUCCAGACUUUCAUGGAUUCAACCCCAAGAAAUUGAUUUGGUGACAAAAAUAGGCAAAACAGUGACUGGCGAGGUAUGGAAAGGGAAGUGGAAUGAUCUCAAUAUCAUUGGCAAAAAGCUUGCCAUUAAAAUGGUCAACAAAAGAAUAUCAAGAGAUUUCAGUGAGGAAUACUCAAAAUUAAGAAUAUUUUCCCACCCAAAUGUUCUACCGGUAAUUGGUGCAGUUAAUGACUCCAAGGACUUGAUAGUUCUUUCACAGUAUCUUCCAUUUGGUUCACUUUACAAUGUUUUACAUGAAGGAACAGGGAUCAUUGUGGACCAUGAGCAAGCAAUGAAGUUUGCAUUAGACAUUGCCAAAGGAAUGGAGUACCUGCAUUCUUUAGACCAACUUAUUCCAAGGCUGUACCUUAAAAGCACACAUGUCAUGAUUGAUGAUGAUCUAACAGCUAGAAUAAGUAUGGCCGAUUACAGAUUCUCCUUCAUGAACCUCAGCAAAAUUGAAAGUCCAAACUGGAUGGCUCCAGAAGUGUUACAGAAAAGCCCUGAAGAAGUGGAUCAACGUUCAGCAGACAUGUGGAGUUAUGCCAUGAUCCUUUGGGAACUUGUCACAAGAGAAGUCCCCUUUGGUCACUUGUCACCCAUGGAAGUUGGCAUGAAGGUUGCACUUGAAGGUUUACGACCAUCUGUUCCACCUGGAGUAUCUACACAGAUCACAAAGCUUGUGUCGAUCUGUUGGAAUAACGAUCCAACCAAGAGACCCCGGUUUGACCAGAUUCUUCCGAUUCUAAACAAGAUGGCACAAUAAAAUGUACUUAGCAUAAUCCUAGACCAAUAGGUUAUCAAAUAGUUAUGUUACAAGGGAGUGAAUAGUAGCUGUUAUCAAUCCAUCAUUUAUUUUUCAAAUUUCUAACGGAAUUGUUCAAAUUGUGUGGAACUCUGCCGCUCUGUGCCUCUUACAAGUCAAUAACAUGUAACUUCUCUUUAAGAAGACGAGAUAUGAGAGGUUAGAGAACUAACCCCCCUC
Stylophora pistillata is the source of this 1725-nucleotide messenger RNA. Its product is annotated as scaffold protein ILK. Gene Ontology annotation, cellular component: stress fiber; focal adhesion. Lineage: Eukaryota; Metazoa; Cnidaria; Anthozoa; Scleractinia; Pocilloporidae. Gene Ontology annotation, biological process: integrin-mediated signaling pathway; protein phosphorylation; substrate adhesion-dependent cell spreading. Gene Ontology annotation, molecular function: protein binding; protein serine/threonine kinase activity; ATP binding. The record is from RefSeq and is a predicted model, not a curated record.